Molecule: messenger RNA, 663 nt
Organism: Suillus clintonianus
Lineage: Eukaryota; Fungi; Basidiomycota; Agaricomycetes; Boletales; Suillaceae
Exons: 4
Coding region: 53-481 (142 amino acids)
Source: RefSeq, a predicted model, not a curated record
CAUAAUACCAAUUGAGCCAGUUUGUCGGCUCACUCUCCGCCUCACCUCCAUCAUGCAUACAUACAGAGGUCACAGAGCAGAUUCGUUCAGGCCAAUUGACGUCCUUGAGCUCAACGAACUUAGGGCGCGCAACCGCACAUUUAAUGGUGCUUAUCGCCGUACCGCCAUUGCUACCCUUGGGUACGCACUAACGGCCCUCCGACUGUUUGAUUCGCGUUUUCUUAAAAUCGGUAUUCUCUAUCUCGUCCUCUCUAUUCUCCUCUUUGCUCUCGGGUUUAUUCGUGCUCGAAAGUCACGGCACGACUUUUCCGACCGAUCGAAAACUAGCACUCUUUUUGAUGAGGCGCUCCCUACUGUCGGGCAGGAAGACAGACGAGAAUAUGGACGUCCAUUCAUAACGGCCGGACGUGAUGUUGUUGCUGUUGGUGCUCUCGUGAUGAUGGUGGAGAUCCUGUUGCUUGCGUUUGUACUUCAAAUGUGACUCUUGCCUGUGCGGCAACAUCCUCACACAUUAGCUCUGCUGGCCAAGUGUUAUUCAUACCCGCACUUCUAUCCUUCGCUGUUUCAGCCUGGGAACGCAGAGCCUUCGAUACGCCAUCUACUAGUGUUGAUGUAUCGUAACUAUCGCAUCAAAUACAUUCACAUGGUCAAUGCGGUAUCCCU